Messenger RNA from Apis dorsata (giant honeybee), 1466 nucleotides. RefSeq names its product myophilin (gene Chd64). Gene Ontology annotation, molecular function: protein binding. The transcript is spliced from 4 exons. The record is from RefSeq and is a predicted model, not a curated record. NCBI's taxonomy places the organism in Eukaryota, Metazoa, Arthropoda, Insecta, Hymenoptera, Apidae. Bases 199 to 765 code for a protein of 188 amino acids.
CGUCAAACGAAAACUCAAUACUCGACCAGUGCCGGUCUGGCCAAUAAGCGUCGAAAGAACUCUCGCCGAUCGACAUACGAUCCUAAGGCGCGUCAGUCGAGCCGCAACCGUUGAACGGUGAACAUCGUGGCACGGUCGAUAACGAUUUCGAUUGUUUGUGAGUUUGCUUUUUAGUGAAACGGAUCAAAGGUGAACGAAAUGGCCAACAACAGGGCUACUAAAUCUGGAUUUGCAGCGGAAGCGCAAAGAAAGAUUAACAGUAAAUACAGCGAGGAAUUGGCUCAAGAAUGUUUGGAAUGGAUCAAAACGAUCACUGGUGAGAAUAUAAAUACUAACGGGGACAUGGACAAUUUCUAUGAAAUUUUGAAAGACGGAGUCCUUCUUUGCAAAUUGGUGAAUGAUAUUAAAGAAGGAUCCGUGAAGAAAGUUAAUAAGACCAGUUUAGCAUUUAAAUGUAUGGAGAACAUCAAUGCGUUUCUCGAGGCCGCGAGAACAUUAGGUGUCCCAGCCCAAGAGACCUUCCAAACUGUUGAUCUUUGGGAAAGACAAAAUCUCAAUUCAGUCGUAAUUUGUUUGCAAUCUCUCGGUAGAAAGGCGGGUAAUUAUGGCAAACCAAGCAUCGGACCAAAAGAAGCGGACAAAAAUAUACGUAAUUUUACUGAAGAACAAUUAAGGGCUGGACAGGGUGUAAUUAGUUUACAAUAUGGCAGUAAUAAAGGUGCUAAUCAGAGUGGCAUUAAUUUCGGGAACACUAGACAUAUGUAAAUCUAUUCGUCUAAAUGCCAUUCACAAAAAUUCCAGUUUCACUCUUGUCUCUAAUUUUAUCUUUAUGAUAUACUAGACUUACGGAAAAAAUUUUGUUGUACAACAAUAUUUCUUAUCGUGGUCCAAAUGAUUAAUUCUAAAUGGUGCACAAAACUCAUUUUUGCGCAUAGAUGAUUUUCUAUGUAUUUAAACAAAAAGAUAGAAAAGUACAACAUAAAAAUUUUUGUACUUCCUUUUUAAAGAAAUAAGCAAUCUCAAAGUUACAUAUAAAGUUAUGUCUAUUCUAAAAAUUCGAUAUAUACUUUAAAACAUAAUAUAUACAUUAUUAAUGUAUUAUAAAGAUUCUUUAACAAAAAAACAAUUUAUUUGCAAAUAUAAACAAAAAAAAAUAUGUUGUGCUACUAAACACAAUUGGAUAAUAUGACUAUAUAUUUGUUAAAUAUGACAGAUAAAUUAUGAAACAGAGCUGUGGCUUUGUCACUGUUAUUAUAAAACCCUUUACGAGUUACAGUGUAACCAAAUUAUACUUUAAAAGAUUCGUUGCGCGUAAGACGAUAACUAUUAUAGUUAUUGUAUAAUGAUAAAUGAUAUAUUAUUAUAUUAAGUAUUUUGUACAAAUAUUUUUUGAUGAUUAUAAAAAUAAUUUUUCAUAAUGUAAUGAUAAUAUGAGUUAAUAAAUGACUUAAAAAGACAUAAAUAAA